UGUCUCUCUAUCGGGAGGUCUCUAUUGCAGCAGAAGGAAAAAUAAAAGAAGUCAAAGCACCCGCUUGAGGGAUGAAUCACACGCAAUGGUUUUGACGUGGACUGUACCCACUACCCGGUGAGUGAGUGAUUCCCCCACCACCGGUCGUUUCGUUUCCCCCUGACGUGGAAACCGGUUAGCUUGGCUUCUAUUCUGUCGCCUACUCUGCAGACUGCACAACCGUCGUCGACGUUGAGCUUGAAACUCAGACACAAGCGUUUGUCUUCUGCUCGCUGAAAGUUUCAGUUUGCGACCGCCGCUUCAAUUCAAAACUACUAUUCUGUUGUUGACGUUGCUGUUAGCUAGCUGCUUUCGUGUACCAAUCAUCAUGGCGAGGAUUAUUGCUGUGCUCGCCGGUUUCAUGGCUUUUAUGGCAUUUGCUCGUGCUGAAGACAUGAAAAAAGUUCCAAUCACAGUUUACUACGAGUCACUCUGCCCUGACAGCAUGAAGUUCUUCGUGGACCAGCUGUAUCCCACUUGGACGAGUCUGUCUCAGUACAUGGACCUCACACUGGUUCCGUAUGGCCGAGCUAAUUACUCGAUGGCGGAAGACGGAAGUGGGAAGUACAUGUUUGAGUGCAGACAUGGGGAGCAUGAGUGCGAGGGAGACCGCAUCCACAUUUGCGCCAUCAACAAAAUGCCAAUGCAAGAUUACAUGAAACUCAUCAAGUGCACUAUGUCAAUGUCAAUGACUGCCAACAAUUCGUCUGCUUAUCCAGGCAAACAGUGCGCUGCAAGUGUUGGAAUCACCGAUUACUCACCAAUUGAAAAGUGCGUAACUGACAUGGCUGAAAGCGACAAGCUGUUUGUUGCAAUGGGAAACAAAACUAUGGAGUUGAAACCAAAACUGGAGAGUGUUCCUGCCAUCACUUUCAAGGAUGAAUACAAGCCUAGCGAACAAGCCAAGUACAGAUCCGACUUGAAAAUGGCCGUUUGCAGCAUGAUCAUGGGAGAGAAGCCAGAAGCAUGCAAGGCAGGACCCAAAGGUUCAGCUGGAAACUUGGUGCCAGAAUUUGCAGUCUAUGCUUCACUUGCUGUUAUUUCAACAAUCUUCGCUAGAAUGUAGAAGCUUAGCUGCAGUUUGUAAUUAUUCAGAAAGAAACUACAUAUUAUUUUUGAAAGUUGAAGAAUAAUCAAAUUGAAAUUGUAUUCUGAUUACCAGGAAUUUUUUCUAGUUCUGUAACCAAGAACGUUUUAUAAAUUCAAUGGAAGUUUUUAUCUUCAGGAUUACCUAUACAACUAAAUAUUGUAGUCUGUCUUGUUUUUGUUUUUCUGUAUUUCUUUAUCGGUGUUGAAAUUCACAGCAUGCAGCUAUAUUUCAACAAUAAUCUAUUUGGAAAUUUCUAUUAUAUUGUUGAAAAUAUGUUGAAUUUCUUAAUUUGUAACAUAUGAGGUAGAUAUUUUAUUUAGGAAUGCCAUGUUUACAAACUCAUAUUUAUAAAAUUAAUAGGUGACAUUUUUCUGUUUUUUUCUAGAAAUAUCAAGUUGAUAUAUUCCAAAUAUUCCCCUUAUCCUCUAACAACCACUUCACGCACAAGUUUAUUGGAAUACAAUAGUUAUUACACAUAUAUCCUGAAAAAUCAGGAUGGUUCUUUGGCAAACGUUAUGAGUCUUUCACUCUUGAUGAAGAAAGUUUUUUAUAAUAGUAUUUGAUUGAGUUAAAUUGGCUUUCUAUACAAUUUUAAAUAAUUAUAAGAUGAUUCUACCAUUAUAUUUUGAGAGGUACUAUUUUUAUUUAAACUUCGAAGAAAUGCGGUGUCUCCAAUGUCUCCAUCAAGUUUUAGUAUAGCUUAGAUAUAUACGUAUUAUGACUUUCAAUAUAGAUCAAUAGACGUCGUGCUACAUGUUUAAUCAAUUAGUCAUUUAUCAGUUUCUUGCAAUACAUUCCAGCUUUUAAAAUAACUCAAUUAUUAAUAGAUGCAAAAAUCGUUAUUAUCUUGUUUGCAUUAUCAUUUUAUUCUGGAUAGAAGUGAAGUCUAUAAUUUCGUUUAGUCUGCUUAUAGAUAAUAAGUAUUAAGAAGAUGAUUGUGCUACGUUUCUUUAUUUUAUUUCUAAUAGAACCAAUGAAAACUGUUCUCAUGUACUUAAAAGUCUUCUAGAUGUUAAUCUUGAAUCACAUUAUUUGUAAAAUUUAGUCGGAAAGUAUGAUUUUAUUGUUAAUAAAUUUUUUAUUAAAA
Molecule: messenger RNA, 2216 nt
Organism: Nilaparvata lugens (brown planthopper)
Lineage: Eukaryota; Metazoa; Arthropoda; Insecta; Hemiptera; Delphacidae
Product: GILT-like protein 1
Exons: 5
Coding region: 368-1105 (245 amino acids)
Molecular function (GO): oxidoreductase activity, acting on a sulfur group of donors, disulfide as acceptor
Source: RefSeq, a predicted model, not a curated record